AUGCCUUUUAUUACCGAUGUCAAUGAGUUUCAAGCUCUUUUGAACUCUUUUUCCUCAACCUGUGACUGGGAAAUGUUAACCGAAUCCGUUUUAAUUCUUGAUGAGUGGAUCCCAAUAGCGUAUGCUCGGCUGUCAGAACUCACAGCCCAAGAGCUACCAGUAAGUAAUUUGUUCAGUCUCAGUUCUCUCCUGAUAUUUUUUGUUAUUGGUUUAGUUUCCACAUUAAAUAAACGUGUGACUAAACUAAAUUAUUCCUGCAGAUUGAAAUCAAUCAGGACCUGAGUAAUGAUGAAAUCAACGAAGCUGAUGAGCUCAACAAUUUUGUAAGUAUAUUUUAUCAGCAGUUUAAGUCAGUUCUAAGUUUAAAUAGAAAACUGAUCUUAAUUAUUCACCCUCGUUUACUCUAGAGGCCUGCAGAGGAUGAGUUGAUCGCUGAUUUUUGAGUCUACUAUCUACUCAACGAUUCGGUAAGUUUUGCUUUUCCAAAACGACCUUGAGUAAUUUUCUGUAACCGUCAUUUAAGUUUGUUAUGUUAAUAGACAUCACCUACAUUUGCAUUUGAUCUAUUGAACUAAAUCGCGUGUCUUUUGUUUGAAACCAGCCAUCAGUAACAUUGAUUUCCUGGCGUGGGUUCGCCAGCAAAGGCCCAGCAGUAAAUGGGUGGUGGAUUUGAUUACAAACGUCACCUGGUUUGUGUGGAAAAACCGUGAUCAACCCAUCGGCCGAGGAACAUUUUUUCCUUCAUAUAUAGCUGAGAAUCAUGGUAUUGCUGCUCUUGAUCAUAACCAUCAAACAGGCAAACCCUAUGAAGACAACCUGUGUUUUUUCCGCUGUCUGGCCGUCCAUAACGGCUGCCAUACAAAGAAUUUAGAGAGAGACACUGUACUACUACCAACAAUACUGAGACGCUGGGUUAGGAAAAAAGAAAUUUCAUGGAGUCAAGAUAAGUGAGCUGGACGAACUGGAAAAAUUUUACAAAGUCAAUAUACAAGUGUACAGUCUCGCGCCAACACAAACCCACAGUGAAGACAAAGACGAUUAAGGAAAUGAUCCCAAGAUUGCCGCUACACUCCUCCGUCGAUCACACUGCCAUUUUUCAAGCAUGAUGUACCUCAACCUCUACGAAAACCAUUUUCCGUAUAUUAAAGAUCUCGCCCGGUACUCAAAGUCCUUUUGUUGUUCCCGUUGUGGUAAAUUCUGGAAUUGGCGUCAAAUUUAAGACAACACGAAAAGACCUGUGACAGCAAAGUUCAGCUGAAGUAUCCAGGCAGCGCGUACCAUGUACCUAAAACAGUGCUUCAAGAAUUAGAAGAAGGAGGCACCAUUGUCCCUGAAGCACGCUAUUUUCCUUACAGAGCCACCAUUGAUUUUGAAUGCUACUUCAACAAGGAGAACGCACUAGAACUGAGAAGCACACACAAAUUGAACUGGGAAUCUGCCCAUGUCCCGCUCAGUGUGUCUGCAGUAACGUCCAUGGUUAUGAAACAACUAAAUGUUUUUAAAGCGUACAAGUGUGAACCGACCAAAGGAUUUUUCCCAUACCAGUGGCUAGAUUGUUUGGAUAAAUGAGAAGAAACAUCGCUACUUCCUCACUCUGCCUUCUAUUUAUCCCUGAAGAACGCUAACAUCACUGACGAAGAGUACGCCUAUUGCCAGCAAGUAUGGGAAGACAAUGAAAUGGUCACGUUUAAAGAUUUCUUGGUUUGGUACAAUAAUCUGGAUGUAGUACCUUUCCUAGACGCUUUAGAAAAAAUGGGACAGCUCUGGCAAGAAAGAGAGAUCGAUAUGUUUAAAGAAGGGAUUUCUGUGCGUGGUCUGACCCUCAAGUACCUCUUUACGUUUCUGGGCAACCAAACAUACUUCAGUCUCUUCGAUCAAGCCAACAGUGACUUGUAUCAUCUCAUUAAAGACAACAACACCAGCAGCCCAAGGAUCAUUUUCCAUCGUUACCAUUAAGCCAGCAAAUAUUGAGUGAAUAUUAAGCGAGGUGUGAAAUGAGCGUUUGUUUGGGUCAAGAAGUGGAUAUUCGUGUACUAGAUCAUCUCAAAGAGAAGUUUAGUGAAAUGUGCCCCAUCUUCAAGAACACAGAAAUCAGCCACGCUGAUUUUGGAGACUUCAUGCAAACUUAUGCACCCCAUCCGCUACACAAACUCUGAGAAACUUGGAUAGUGAAAUGAUUAAUAUUUUACCCAGUUAAGAUCUUGAUGAUGAGGAAAAAGCAAAGCUUUACAACCAAGUGUUGCUGUGGUACUUGACUUAUUAUGCUCAGAGAAAAGGUCAACCUCUCCAUGUGAAAAUAUCAACUCCCAAAGCUAUAGAAACACUUACACUCGAAGAGAAUGAACAACCUGUGGAAGAACCUGCCCCAGAAAAAUCUAUUUCAUCAGCCAUAGAGCAAGAAGUCAUCAAAAGUGUGCCCAAAAUUUACAAAGCCGGGGCUAGACAGUCACGUUAACCAGACUUGAGGACAAGCUAUAGAUUGUAACUGACGGAGCAGUCAAGGACCCAGGAAUAGGUGCUACUGUUUGUUUCUUCAAUGCUAAGUUGCGGGGCUCACACGCAAUGUGAGUACCAAGCAAGGUAGAAGCCCUCUCUAUUGUGGCUGCUAUGAAGCACUUCAGACAAAAUCUUAUACAGUCAACCAAGAAGGCCUACAGUACCGACAGUAAGCCUUGUGUUCAGGCAUAUGAGAAGCCCUGCCAAGGGGAGUUCUCUGCCAGCCCUUAUGUAUCCACUUUCUCGUCAGUUGCGAGCCGCUGUCAAGGUUUAGUCAGGCAUGUCUGCGGCGCUGCUAUCCUAUGUGUCAUUUCUUAAAGCCAAAAUGCCUCAACCUGUGAAAACGAGACCUGUUAGGUGUGCUCCUUCAUCACUUGAACCAGGGACUCUUCCAGUCACCAGUUGAAAAUGGCCAUUAAGUGCUAUAUAUUUGCCCUCAAUGUAGACAAGGCCGUCUCUCAUGUCUCUGAUGGAUGCCACUCCUGCAGCAAUGCCAAAGCUCUAAAACUGUAUGAAUUGACCAGUCCACUCCCCCACUACUUAAUGCUAUUGGUUGGUCCUUCACCACAGAUGUCAUAGAACAUCCUACCUCAUUUGCAUCCAGACAAAGGCAGAGAGAAAUUACUCGCAUUUGGAGAGAGAAGCACUCGCCAUAAUCUUUGGUGUGCAGAAGUUUCAUCAAUACUUGUAGGGUGGACCAAUUGCACUAGAAACUGACCACGAGCCCCCAGAGUCCUUUUAAGAAGACCUUAUCGACAUGGCUGCAGCUUGAAGCCAGUGAUGGGCACUAACAUUAGCUGCAUAUGAUUUAAAUUUUAGCGCUUGCCCAGUGGCCAAUGCGAGUGUCAAAACUAGUGGGCAAUUGGAAUGCCAACUAGCUCUGCUAUGAAGUGUGGGAUUAGCCCUUAAUCCUCUUACUUAACAAUCUCGCUCAACCUUUAUAUAUCCUGAUGUGAUUGUAUGAUAAAUCAGUUGACCUUAGGCGUUGCUCAUGUAAUCUUGCUGAAUCAUUAAAUUGUAUGUCCUUGAAUAUAUAAAUCACACAUGGUGUCAGAUGCGGGAUCCUACAGGAGGAAAAAGAGGUAGCAGAAAAGAAAUUUGUUUCGCCACUUUGUUUCACUCGCACGAAUGACAUCCAAUGCUCAAGAUCCAAAGGAAGAAAUAAUCGAGGAAUCAAGCAUGCUAGUCAUGUCACCGCCCACAGCCGCAGUGGAAACAAGUUCUUUAACGGGCUCAAUACAGACAGAAUACCCACAAAGUGAAAGCGUGAAAAUGGCGGCAGCGCAGUUUCAUAUUCCUUCUCUGGCUAAGUUUGCUCCCAAAACAUAUGAUGGGGACCACUGGAUAAAGUGCUACCAGUUAUUUGAAGCAGCUAUAUAACGGGAUGGGCUGUCCAAUAAGGUGCGCAUUGACAUGCUUAUUUACGCACAGGGAAAAAAUGCUGUCGACAUUUACGAUGCAAGUGUAAAACAAAAAUUCAAGGAUGAUUCAUUAAUUCAGAUGUACUGUCAUCGGUUUUUAAAAUGUGGAGAUAUUUUCUUGGAGUAUCUACAAUUCCCCACAAAAAAGAUGCGUGUGAAGAAUGUCAAACCCCCAGAAAGGCAGAUUGACCCUUUUGUGACCUGGCAAGCCAUUUCAUAG
This is a messenger RNA of Porites evermanni, 4137 nucleotides long. NCBI's taxonomy places the organism in Eukaryota, Metazoa, Cnidaria, Anthozoa, Scleractinia, Poritidae. The record is from the annotation of a GenBank genome assembly.